Messenger RNA from Dovyalis caffra, 1482 nucleotides. NCBI's taxonomy places the organism in Eukaryota, Viridiplantae, Streptophyta, Magnoliopsida, Malpighiales, Salicaceae. The record is from the annotation of a GenBank genome assembly.
AUGAUGAAUCUUAGUAGCCCAAUUCUUGUUUUUUUCUUUACAAUCCUUGUGUUUUUAGUUCUUAAGAAGUUGUUAAAAACAUCUUUUUUGCAUAUUCUUGUUAGAAGCUGGAGAUGGAUUGGAGACAAGUUUUAUGUGUACCAAAUCUUCAAGGUUCCACAAUUCAAUGAUCUUUUUCAAGAAAACCAAUUGUACCACAAGGUUUCAACUUAUUUAACCUCGCUGUCUGCCAUUGAAGAUUCUGAUUUCACCAACCUGUUUUCGGGUUCGAAAGCGAACGAUAUCGUCCUCCAUCUCGACCAGAAUCAAGUGAUUCAAGAUAGUUUUCUUGGGGCUAGAGUGCAUUGGAGCAAUGAGAAGUAUAGUGAAGGAAAUGGUAAGAGAACGUUGGUGUUGAAGUUGAGAAAGAAAGACAAGAGAAGGGUUCUACGUCCCUACUUGCAGCAUAUUCUUUCGGUUGCUGAUCAGAUUGAGCAGAAGAACAAAGAGAUCAAAUUGUUUAUGAAUCUUGAGAAGAACCCUUAUGAAAAUGGAAGGUGGAGAUCAGUUCCUUUCACACAUCCAGCUACCAUGGAUACAAUGGUUAUGGAUGGAGACUUGAAGAACAAGGUAAAAGCUGAUCUUGAAUUGUUCUUGAAGUCUAAGCAGUAUUAUCACAGAUUAGGCCAUGUCUGGAAAAGGAGUUAUCUUCUUUACGGCGCGUCCGGAACAGGCAAGUCCACUUUCAUUGCAGCCAUGGCUAGAUUCCUGAAUUUUGAUGUCUAUGACAUUGACAUCUCCAAGGUUUCUGAUGAUUCUGAUCUGAAAAUGCUUCUUCUGCAAACCACAAGUCAGUCCAUGAUUGUAAUCGAGGAUCUUGACAGGUUCUUGACUGAGAAAUCAAGGGAUGUGAGCUUGUCUGGGGUCUUGAAUUUCAUGGAUGGAAUUGUUUCAUGUUGCGGCGAGGAGCGAGUGAUGGUGUUCACGAUGAACUGUAAGGAUCAAAUUGAUCAAGCAGUGCUAAGGCCUGGCAGGGUUGAUGUUCAUAUUCAGUUCCCACUAUGUGAUUUCCCAGCAUUUAAGAGUUUAGCCAGUAGUUACUUAGGAGUCAAGGAACACAAGCUUUUCUCUCAAGUCGAAGAAAUUUUACAAGGUGGAGGAUCAAGUUUAAGUCCAGCUGAGAUUGGUGAGAUCAUGAUGUCAAACCGAAAUUCGCCAACCCGGGCUUUGAAAACUGUCAUUACAGCUCUGCAAAUACAGACCAUCAAUGGCGAUGCAAGAAGGGUUAGCAAGGUUGCAUCGAGAAUAAGUGAGAGUAGAUCAGUCAGGUCCAGCAGGGAUGAGACAGGCGAAACUGGUGGUGGGUUUUGCCAAGAAAGUGGUGUUCAAACAGUGAGGGAAUUCAAGAAAUUGUAUGGAUUGUUGAGGAUGGGAAGUAGAAGAAAGGAAUCAGUGGAUUUAAGUUCUUCAGCAGACAAGGAAGGAUCACUUCAAGAAACCUAA